This is a messenger RNA of Triticum turgidum subsp. durum (durum wheat), 1440 nucleotides long. The record is from the annotation of a GenBank genome assembly. Lineage: Eukaryota; Viridiplantae; Streptophyta; Magnoliopsida; Poales; Poaceae.
AUGGCUGCUGCCUUCUCCUCCACCGUCGGUGCCCCGGCUUCUACGCCGACCAACUUCCUCGGGAAGAAGCUCAAGAAGCAGGUGACCUCGGCCGUGAACUACCAUGGCAAGAGCUCCAAGGCCAACAGGUUCACAGUCAUGGCAGCGGAAAACAUCGACGAGAAGAGGAACACAGACAAGUGGAAGGGUCUUGCCUACGAUAUCUCCGACGACCAGCAGGACAUCACCAGAGGGAAGGGCAUCGUGGACUCCCUCUUCCAGGCGCCCACGGGCGACGGCACCCACGAGGCCGUCCUCAGCUCCUACGAGUACGUCAGCCAGGGACUCAAGAAGUACGACUUCGACAACACCAUGGGAGGCUUCUACAUCGCUCCUGCUUUCAUGGACAAGCUUGUUGUCCAUCUCUCCAAGAACUUCAUGACCCUGCCCAACAUCAAGAUCCCACUCAUCUUGGGUAUCUGGGGAGGCAAGGGUCAAGGAAAAUCCUUCCAGUGUGAGCUUGUCUUCGCCAAGAUGGGCAUCAACCCAAUCAUGAUGAGUGCCGGAGAGCUGGAGAGUGGCAACGCCGGAGAGCCAGCCAAGCUCAUCAGGCAGCGGUACCGUGAGGCUGCAGACAUGAUCAAGAAGGGUAAGAUGUGCUGCCUCUUCAUCAACGAUCUUGACGCCGGUGCGGGUCGGAUGGGCGGGACCACACAGUACACCGUCAACAACCAGAUGGUGAACGCCACCCUCAUGAACAUCGCCGAUGCCCCCACCAACGUGCAGCUCCCAGGCAUGUACAACAAGGAGGAGAACCCUCGUGUGCCCAUCGUCGUCACUGGUAACGAUUUCUCAACGUUGUACGCCCCUCUCAUCCGUGAUGGUCGUAUGGAGAAGUUCUACUGGGCUCCCACCCGCGACGACCGUAUCGGUGUCUGCAAGGGUAUCUUCCAGACCGACAAUGUCAGCGACGAGUCCGUCGUCAAGAUCGUCGACACCUUCCCAGGACAAUCCAUCGACUUUUUCGGUGCUCUGCGUGCUCGGGUGUACGACGACGAGGUGCGCAAGUGGGUGACCUCUACCGGUAUCGAGAACAUUGGCAAGAAGCUUGUGAACUCGCGGGACGGACCAGUGACCUUUGAGCAGCCAAAGAUGACAGUCGAGAAGCUGCUAGAGUACGGGCACAUGCUCGUCCAGGAGCAGGACAAUGUCAAGCGUGUGCAGCUUGCUGACACCUACAUGAGCCAGGCAGCUCUGGGUGAUGCUAACCAGGAUGCGAUGAAGACUGGUUCCUUCUUGCAGGUAAAGGGGCACAGCAAGGUACUUUGCCUGUGCCGGCAGGAUGCACCGACCAGACUGCCAAGAACUUCGACCCAACGGCGAGGAGUGACGACGGCAGCUGCCUUUACACCUUUUAAGCAUGCCAAUUUAAUAUCUGAUAUUUUUAUCCUUUGUACCUAA